AUGAGUGAGAAUCUUCUUAUAAACUUUAAUGGCCCAUUCGAUGUUGGCGAGCUGGAUCGCACAGUUGACGCAUUCUACAAUGGCAACACAGCCAUGAGACAACAUGCUCAGGAAAUCUUGACUCAGUUCCAGAACCACCCAAACUCAUGGCAACUUGUUGAUCAGAUUUUGGAAAACUCCCAAAGUUUAUAUGCAAAGUUUAUUGGACUUUGUAUUCUCGAAAGCUUUGUGGUCGUUCGAUGGAAUACUUUACCAUUAGAUCAACGAUUGGGAAUUCGCAAUUAUAUUGUAAAGAUCAUCGUUGACCUAUCAUCUGAUAAGCCCAAAGAUGGGCCUGAAAAGACGUUUAUCAACAAGCUCAAUGUUGUUUUGGUGCAGAUCCUCAAAAAAGAAUGGCCUCAGCAUUGGGCUGGAUUUAUUCCUGAAAUUAUCGAAUCAAGCAAGACAAAUCUCAGCCUGUGCGAAAACAACAUGAAGAUACUCAAGCUGCUUAGUGAAGAGGUCUUUGAUUUCUCUGGGGACCAUAUGACCCAGACAAAGAUGAAGAAACUCAAACACCAGAUGGUUGACGAGUUUGGCGUAGUCUUCACGCUCUGUCGGCAGGUUUUGGCAAGUAAAGCAGCCUCAUCUAGUCUAGCCUUGGCUACUCUCGAGACACUCCAAAGAAUUCUCAGCUGGAUCCCUAUGCGAUUUAUUUUUGAAAGCGAUUUGAUAGAAGCCCUCCAAUCAAAGUUACUAGAAGAGAAAGAUCAGCGUAACAUGGCGUUAAAGUGCUUUACAGAAAUUGUUGGAAUUGAGGUUUCACCCCGGUACCAUCAAAAACUCACUCAAAUUUAUGAAUCUGUAAUGAAAGUGAUCAGUCAGAUCAUUCCCUUUACUUCGGAUAUCGCAGUAUUAUAUGAAACAGCAGAUAGAUAUGACCAAGAACUUGUUCAGGACUUGGCAUUGUUUCUCACCACAUUUCUAUCGAAAUAUUCUACGUUAUUGGAAAGUCAAUCGAUUAAAUCGAUGGCAGUUGAAUCCCACCAAUACUUGCUUCAAUUGACUCGGGUACCUGAGCGAGAGAUCUUAAAGAUUUGCUUGGAAUACUGGGGUAAAAUGGUGUAUGAAAUAAGCGAGCAAGCUAGUCGAAGCACUAGCAUUACUCCUUUAAGAAUGCAGCAUACAUUAUAUGCUGAGAUUCUCAAAGAACUACGUUCAAUUCUAAUUGAAAACAUGGCUCAACCAGAUGAGAUUCUGGUUGUUACGGAUGAGCAAGGAGACAUUGAAUGUGAAUUUGUUAAGCAAAGUGACUUGACUGCCCUGCACAAAUCUAUGCGUCAAGUCUUUGGUUUACUCACAGCACUGGACAUGAAUCUAACUGAACAAAUAAUUUGUGAAAAUUUGGCUCGUUUGCUAAACACAGACCAGUGGUCAUGGUCAAACAUGUACAAGCUGUGCUGGUCUGUAGGUGCCAUGUCUAGUUCGAUGGAUGAAAAUGUCGAAGAAAGGAUUUUGGUGAGGUUUACACAAUCCUUGGUAAAUCUUUUGAAUGCCAGCGCGCACAACAAAGACCAAGCAUGUGUAGUUGCAUCGUGUAUUUUGUAUUUAGCAGAACAGUACCCUCGUUUCUUAAAGUCCCAUUGGGACUUCUUGGUGCUUGUCAUGGGGAUGAUUCUGAAGUAUCUGCACGACCCGCAAGUCAGUGUGAGAGAGAUGGCAUGUGAUGCUUUUUUGAAAAUUUGCCAAGGAUGUCUUCGUGAACUAUCUGUAGUUCAGCCAAAUGGACAACCUCCCAUGCUAGAGUCAUUUGUGAUGGAUGUACAAGGAAUCACAUCUGACCUGGAUCCUGGCCAGGUGUGCAUUAUAUACGAGUCAAUUGGCCAUGUAGUGUCUGCUGCACCUAUUGACUAUCAAAAGCAAUUAAUCGGCCCAUGGAUGAGAUUGCCAAACGAAACAUAUGAAGCUGCUUUGCAACAAUUUGUUACUUCUCCAGAAGCAUUAGAGUCCCCUGGUACUCUCAAGGCUUUACUGAAUAUCCUCAAGAUUAACACGUCGGCAUGUUCUUCUGUUGGACCUGGCUACUUGAUACAGUUACAGUUUAUUAUUCCUCGGCUGAUCAUUACUUACAAAUCUGCGAGUGAUCGUAUUAAAAUUGCUCCAGUCCAAGAUGGACAGGUUGUGCGAUCCCUACGUCGAAUAAAAUCAGAAAUACUUCAGCUGGUGGAAAAGUUUAUGGUAGCCAGCGAAAAAAUCGAAGAAGAUAAUAACAGUCUGCUUUCCGAAUUGCUAAAUGUGAUUAUGGAAGAUUAUGACCAAUCUUUGGCGGCUCUUCGCGAACCAGGUGUCUUGGAUGUCAUGACAAGCGUUUUUGAGAAAAUGAAGAAUGACCUGUGGCCAGGCUUGUUGGAAGCCACUUAUAAUACUGUAUUCAAGCCUACCCUGGAAAUGAUUAGUCAGAAUUUUGUGGAUUUUCCUGAACACCGGCAUGGAUUUUAUCGACUUUUACGUGUGUUAAAUCGCAAGUGUCUGACAGAGCUUUUGACGGGACCUCCUGCUACCUUUCAGCUGUUCAUUGACAGUAUAUUGUGGGGUACAAAGCAUACGAUUCGCGACGUAUCUCAAGUCGCACUCCAGACAUGUUUAGAUCUCAUUCACAAUGUGAGUCAGUUGGAAGACGAAGAUCAAGCCAGCGACUUUUAUAGCGCAUUCUAUGUCCGGAUACUUCGUGAAAUAAUUAGUGUUCUGGUGGACCCUGACCACAUGAAUGGGUUCAACUAUCAAAGCCAAAUACUCGCAACAAUGCUGGGACUUGUUCAAGAAGGAGAAAUCUACACCCGUUUGUUUGAUCCCAGUACAGUCGAGAACCCAUUAAUGUCAAAUACCGAAUUUCUUCAAGAAUAUGCGCAGCAAUUACUCUGUGAGGCUUUUCCACUUUUGCAAAAAGACCAAAUUGACGUUUUGGUGAUGGGUAUGUUUGAGUACAGUGGAGAUCUUUCAAGAUUCCAGACAGAUUUGCGCGAUUUUUUGAUCGAUAUCAGAGAAGUUGGUGAGGAUACAGGUCAGGCUCGCCAGAUCCAAGAACAAGAAGCUGAAUUAGAGCUCUUGCAAUGUCUUUGA
This is a messenger RNA of Phycomyces blakesleeanus NRRL 1555(-), 3099 nucleotides long. RefSeq lists its product as hypothetical. NCBI's taxonomy places the organism in Eukaryota, Fungi, Mucoromycota, Mucoromycetes, Mucorales, Phycomycetaceae. Gene Ontology annotation, biological process: ribosomal small subunit export from nucleus; protein export from nucleus; ribosomal large subunit export from nucleus. The record is from RefSeq and is a predicted model, not a curated record. The transcript has 20 exons. Gene Ontology annotation, cellular component: nucleus; cytoplasm. The coding region runs from base 1 to 3099 and encodes 1032 amino acids. Gene Ontology annotation, molecular function: small GTPase binding; nuclear export signal receptor activity.